AUGGCUCCUGUUGUUGGUUUAGUUGGUUUAGGGCUAUUUCAGCGUGGAUUUUCCAUGCUAGGAAAUUGUGUGGAAAUCAGGUUGACUAUGCUACUUUUACUUAUUGGAGUUUCACAGCAAAUCUCACAUCCACUGCUCCAUGGCUUAAGUUUCCAUACCCGUUAUAGUGGGGUCCACCUACUUUUUCAGUUGGCCAUUCGUUCGCGACGAUAUUUUGUUGUAACACAUUCAACUAGUGCUUAUAAGGCUGCAUCAAGGCUGGCAAUUGCAACUCCACCUCCUGCUUAUGUACUUUGCAGAGGCAUUAGAUGGCAUGGAAUAAGUGUGCUUCUAGAUGGUCUUUAUGGAAUUGGAAUUGGAUCCAUAGUGUCAGUGGAAAAUGUGGGUCUUCUUGGAUUAACCAGAGUUGGGAGUCGAAGAGUUGUUCAGAUUUAUGUUGGUUUCAUGAUUUUUUUCUCCAUAUUAGGAAAUUUGGAUGAGUUUGUUAACUGUUUAGGAAGUGAUGGAACCGAUUCAUGA
Lactuca virosa is the source of this 519-nucleotide messenger RNA. The record is from the annotation of a GenBank genome assembly. Lineage: Eukaryota; Viridiplantae; Streptophyta; Magnoliopsida; Asterales; Asteraceae.